Messenger RNA from Calypte anna (Anna's hummingbird), 2075 nucleotides. It is a transcript of the gene DCK, whose product is annotated as deoxycytidine kinase. Gene Ontology annotation, cellular component: mitochondrion; cytoplasm. Bases 37 to 810 code for a protein of 257 amino acids. The record is from RefSeq and is a predicted model, not a curated record. The transcript has 7 exons. Gene Ontology annotation, molecular function: ATP binding; deoxycytidine kinase activity. NCBI's taxonomy places the organism in Eukaryota, Metazoa, Chordata, Aves, Apodiformes, Trochilidae. Gene Ontology annotation, biological process: nucleobase-containing compound metabolic process.
GCAGCCCUCAGCCCCGCAUCCCGCAGCCCCCCAGCCAUGGCCACUCCUCCCAAGCGCGGGCGGCUGGAGGGCAGGAUCAAGAAGGUCGCUGUGGAAGGCAACAUCGCUGCAGGGAAAUCCACGUUUGUGAGUAUCCUCAAACAAGCUGGUGAGGAAUGGGAAGUUGUUCCCGAGCCUGUAGCUAGAUGGUGCAACGUUCAGCAGAACCCUGCGGAUGAGUGUGAGGAGCUGAGUGGGUCCCAGAGGAGCGGUGGGAACGUGCUGCAGAGGAUGUAUGAGAAGCCCCAGAGAUGGGCCUUCACCUUCCAGACCUACGCCUGUCUCAGCAGGAUCCGGGCUCAGCUCAGAGCCCUGGAGGGCAAGCUCAGAGAGGCAGAGAACCCUGUGCUCUUCUUCGAGAGAUCAGUCUACAGUGACAGGUACAUCUUUGCAGCUAAUUUAUAUGAGUCUGAUUGCAUGAAUGAGACUGAAUGGACUAUUUACCAAGACUGGCAUGACUGGAUGAAUGAACAGUUAGGGCAAAGCCUUAAGCUGGAUGGAAUAAUUUAUCUCAGAGCCACUCCUGAGAAAUGCUUAAGUAGGAUUUACUUGCGUGGGAGAGAUGAAGAGCAAGAAAUCCCCAUUGAGUACCUGGAGAAGCUUCACUACAAACAUGAAAGUUGGCUUCAGCACAGGACACUGCGAACAGAUUUUGAGUAUCUACAGGAAAUACCUAUUUUAACAUUAGAUGUGAAUGAAGACUUCAAGGGCAAAAAGGACAGAUAUGAUCACAUGACUGAAAAGGUCAAAGAAUUUUUGAGCACAUUAUAAUCCUCUUUGAAGUGCAGGCAUAGUCAAACCCUUCCAACCAUCUGUGUGAUCAAAGUCUGAAGUACAGCUUCUGCUUUUAUAGAGGGCCCCUGGAGAGGCAGGACUCAAUCCUGUUGAUUUAGUUGUGAGGAACAAACAAACUUUGUGAAUAGGGAAAUUGUUCAAUAAAUCAGUAGAUCUAUUCAGUAUAAUAUUAAGUAACACCCACAAGUGCUGAAGAUAAUAGAAUUCUGAGAAUUCCCAAAUGUUGUGCCUGUUUCUAAUCUGAACAAUAAGUCCUUCUGGAGUAUUUUAUGGUAUUUGUUAAUUUAUUUGGUGCUGAGCUAUUUGAUUUUCAAGAUGGUGUAGUGGUUUUUUAGAUUUGUAAUGGAUGUGUCAUUGUUCUGAGGAAGAAUAAAGUAAAAGCCAUUUUUGCUGGUGUAGGAAUUUUAAUGCAGCCUGAAGUUUUGUAAGGUAUAAAACAACAUUGAUUGGCAAUUUUGAUACAUGAAAUUCUUCACAGCAUUGAAACAAAUCCAGAUACAGCUGAAAUUCUGUAGAUAGCAGAUUAGGUUUUAGCUCUGUUUCCAUGGUGCACUGCAAACUAGGAUAUUAAGAGGCUUUCUAUUCUCUACUUUUUUGGAUUUUUUUCCUUUUUUUGUUUUUUUCUUUAAGCUCUGAAUAAAACAAAGCUGGCUUUUGUUGGUGGUGAGUGCUCUCUUCCUGUAGAGGAGUAUGUUUGCUUGAUGGGUACCCUAAAAGGAAGAAGAAAAUUUUGGAAAUGGCCUCCAUCUGUAAAUGACAUGUUUCUAAACCUUCAUCACAUUUGGUAUGUCAGAGGUGGCUUCCUGCUUUUGUCCCAGCUUCUCCAUUUGAUAACUGGGCUUGCUGGGUGCUGCCAGACCCUGAAGUAGUUGAAGCAGGCUGUGGGUUCUCAUCCUCUUGUGGGAAGAAGGGGAAGGAGAUCUUGGUGGAGUUUCUGCUGGUUUGGUGCCUUUUGGUUUAUUUAUUUACUGAGCUGCUUUGUUUCAGGUGCUGAACAUGUAACCUACACAGGGUACACAUCUCAAGUACUGAGAGCUGCUUGCUCCUGCUUUAAACAUUUCUGAUCAAUUGCUCAGUUUGCUUUUGAAUGCAGAAUGUUCUGAAUGGUUUUGUAAAGCCUUUUGUUGUCUGCUGUGGUGCCUGUGUUACCUGCUCAUUUGAGAUGAAAUUUCUUCCUGUGUGGUUGGAAUUGUGCUGGUGUUCUCUGAGCAUUGACUGAAAAAUAAAAGUGAUUGGAAUGA